Suncus etruscus (white-toothed pygmy shrew) is the source of this 2230-nucleotide messenger RNA. Its product is annotated as spermatid perinuclear RNA-binding protein-like. Gene Ontology annotation, molecular function: double-stranded RNA binding; single-stranded RNA binding. The coding region runs from base 161 to 2107 and encodes 648 amino acids. The transcript is spliced from 2 exons. NCBI's taxonomy places the organism in Eukaryota, Metazoa, Chordata, Mammalia, Eulipotyphla, Soricidae. Gene Ontology annotation, cellular component: precatalytic spliceosome. The record is from RefSeq and is a predicted model, not a curated record.
AUCCCAGAGAACAAACCUUCAGCCCUCUUUGCUAUAUUGACUGAGCUGUCAGCGGACUCAGGCUUAUGAGGAGGUUCUGUCACAGAAGACAGUGUCUAGUCAAGACGACAAGAAAAAGGGGAAAGGAUAGGAAAAAGAAGCUAAAAUACUGUAGAGAACCAUGAGAUCUAUUCGCUCUUUUGCCAAUGAUGAUCGCCAUGUUAUGGUGAAACAUUCAACCAUAUAUCCAUCACCAGAAGAACUCGAAGCUGUUCAGAAUAUGGUGUCUACUGUUGAAUGUGCUCUUAAACAUGUUUCAGAUUGGUUGGAUGAAACAAAUAAAAGCACAAAAGCAGAGGGCGAGACAGAAGUGAAGAAGGAAGAGGCUGCAGAUACCCAUUCCAAGGAUCAAGGUGGUCGGACAUUGUGUGGUGUGAUGAGGAUUGGCCUGGUUGCAAAAGGCUUACUGAUUAAAGAUGAUAUGGACUUGGAGCUGAUUUUAAUGUGCAAAGACAAACCCACAGAGACCCUUUUAAAUACAGUCAAAGAUAAUCUUCCUAUUCAGAUUCAGAAACUCACGGAAGAGAAAUACCAAGUGGAACAAUGUGUAGAUGAGGCUUCUAUUAUUAUUCGGAAUAUGAAAGAGCCCACGUUAACUUUGAAGGUGAUACUUACUUCCCCUCUAAUUAGGGAUGAAUUGGAAAAGAAGGAUAGAGAAAAGGUUGUGAUGAAAGAUCCUCCGGACUUAUUGGACAGGCAGAAAUGCCUGAAUGCCUUGGCGUCUCUUCGACAUGCCAAAUGGUUUCAGGCAAGUGCAAAUGGAUUAAAAUCGUGUGUAAUUGUCCUCCGAAUUCUGCGUGAUUUGUGCAACAGAGUCCCCACAUGGGCACCAUUGAAAGGAUGGCCACUAGAGCUUAUAUGUGAAAAGUCUAUAGGUACUUGUAAUAGACCUUUGGGCGCUGGGGAGGCCUUGAGACGAGUAAUGGAGUGUUUGGCAUCUGGAAUACUACUUCCUGGGGGUCCUGGUCUUCAUGAUCCUUGUGAACGAGACCCAACAGAUGCGCUGAGCUAUAUGACUGUCCAGCAAAAAGAAGACAUCACCCAUAGUGCACAGCAUGCACUUAGACUAUCUGCGUUUGGCCAGAUUUAUAAAGUGCUGGAGAUGGACCCCCUUCCAUCUAGUAAACCUUUUCAGAAAUAUUCCUGGUCAGUUACAGAUAAAGAUGGUGCUGGGUCUUCAGCUCUGAAGAGACCAUUUGAAGAUGGAUUAACAGAUGACAAAGAUCCCAAUAAAAAGAUGAAACGAAAUUUAAGGAAAAUUUUGGAUAGUAAAGCAAUAGACCUUAUGAAUGCACUAAUGAGACUAAAUCAGAUCAGGCCUGGGCUUCAGUACAAACUCUUAUCCCAGUCUGGCCCUGUCCAUGCCCCAGUCUUCACCAUGUCUGUAGAUGUGGAUGGCACAACAUACGAAGCCUCAGGACCAUCCAAGAAAACAGCGAAGCUUCAUGUAGCAGUGAAGGUGUUGCAGGCAAUGGGAUAUCCAACGGGCUUUGAUGCAGAUAUUGAAUGUAUGAGUUCUGAUGAAAAAUCAGAUAAUGAAGGCAAAAAUGAAACAGUGUCUUCAAAUUCAAGCAAUAAUACUGGAAAUUCUACAACUGAAACCUCCAGUACCUUAGAGGUAAGAACUCAGGGCCCUAUCCUCACAGCAAGUGGCAACAAUCCUGUGAUGGAGCUCAAUGAAAAAAGGAGAGGACUUAAAUACGAACUCAUCUCAGAGACGGGUGGAAGCCAUGAUAAGCGCUUUGUAAUGGAGGUGGAAGUAGAUGGGCAGAAAUUUAGAGGUGCAGGUCCAAAUAAGAAAGUCGCGAAGGCCAGCGCAGCUUUAGCUGCUCUGGAAAAGCUGUUUUCUGGACCCAAUGCAGCAAAUAAUAAGAAAAAGAAGAUUAUUCCUCAGGCAAAGGGUGUUGUGAAUACAGCUGUGUCUGCGGCAGUCCAGGCUGUCCGGGGCAGAGGAAGAGGAACGCUAACAAGAGGGGCUUUUGUUGGGGCCACAGCAGCUCCUGGCUACAUAGCUCCAGGCUAUGGAACACCAUAUGGCUACAGCACAGCAGCCCCAGCCUAUGGUUAAUACUUUUAAGCAGUUUUCAGCACGUUUAUCUCACUUUAUUCUCGUUCUCCUCGGACCUUCGUAGCCAUAUCACUUGUAUAAAAUAGGCUGAGAUAUAGUGACUGUAAGCUGUGGUCUCAGUAU